This is a messenger RNA of Temnothorax curvispinosus, 1533 nucleotides long. RefSeq names its product DNA-directed RNA polymerase II subunit RPB1-like. The record is from RefSeq and is a predicted model, not a curated record. Gene Ontology annotation, cellular component: extracellular region. Lineage: Eukaryota; Metazoa; Arthropoda; Insecta; Hymenoptera; Formicidae. Gene Ontology annotation, molecular function: chitin binding. The transcript is spliced from 5 exons. Bases 1 to 1533 code for a protein of 510 amino acids.
AUGAGAGUGAACGUGAUACUGGUUUUUGUGGCCCUUGUCCUAGGGCUCGUUGAUGCGGCUAGAAGGAGAGACAGACUUAGGACGAGUCCUACCACAACAACGCCGUCGCUCAUCGAUAGACAGUUCGCCUUCGCUGGACAACCUGAAGAACUAGAAUUGUCCCUGUGGAAUAACUUCGACAGCCAUAAAUUGAAUGUUCGCGCGGGGACCUGGAAGAACGACACAUCGGGAAACAACAGAAUCGUUCUCAAUAGCGUCAGGCAAUACCCAGGAUUUCCAAGCAAUCCGGGCGACACGAACGAGCUACCGAAUCCCAUUUCACCACCGGUGCAACCGGCACCACCGCCAUAUAAACCCCCGCCGGGCUGUCUGGGACCGCGGGGCCAGUACUCGAGCCCGAAGAACUGCGCCAACUAUUUAAAUUGCUGGGAUGACGUGGUGAUCGAGCAGACCUGUCCGGCCGGGCUACUCUUCAACGACGUCGCCGGUUACUGUGACUUCGCGUACAACGUCAAGUGCGGUGAUCGACCGCCCGCUACGCCGAAACCAGCAUUGCCGGCGGGAUCGAAGCUAUGCCCGGACCCGAACGGACGUUACAGAAGCUCGACCAACUGUUCGGAAUUCUACGUGUGUGCCGCGGGCAAACCGAUCAAAUUUUAUUGCCCUCUCGGUCUGGUCUACAGUGACAUAUUAAACGUCUGCGACUAUCAACGCAAUGUGGACUGCAAAGGCGCAGCCACGCCGAGACCACUGAGGCCUACACAACCGCCGACUCAAUCUCCGCAGUCGUCUUCUACCUAUGCCCCGAUCAACCCGCCCACUCCUUCCAAGCCACCGAUUUAUCCUCCGCAACCACCGACUUACCAGCCACAACAACCGACUUAUGCGCCACAACCAACCUAUUCCCCUAAACCACCGAGCUAUCAACCUCAACAACCGACCUACCAGCCUCAACAACCGACUUACCAGCCUCAACCACCGACUUAUCAGCCUCAACCACCGACUUAUCAGCCUCAACCACCGACUUACCAGCCUCAACAACCGACUUAUGCGCCGCAACCAACCUAUUCCCCUAAACCACCGAGCUAUCAACCGCAACCUUCUUAUCCAUCACCGCCCGUUUCGUACCCUGGAAAUCCUUGGCUGAACAAGGGCAAGUCCGAUCCCUGGCAUCAGCGAAACCUGGCGACCGAAUUGGAAAUCGACAAAGAGAUACAGAAACAAGACAUAUCAACUGAUAGUCCAGCAUUAGGUGAUCAGCCUACGCAGCAUGACGUGAUGGAAACUUCCAGUUUGGCGAAUCCAUGGACCCUGCACCAAGAGAUACCGUCCGAGCUACUGAGAAUAUGUAAUAACGGCGAGGUGUAUAAGCUUAAUGACUUUUGUACUAAGGUGAUAGUUUGUAAGAGCAACAAGCCUGAAGUGGUAGAUUGUCCAUCGGGACUCUCGUACGAUGUAUCAUCAGACUCUUGUAAGCCUUUCAACAUUGCAGUAUGCAAUCUCGAGUCUCCAACACCAUCCAUUUUGCCCUAA